Mercenaria mercenaria is the source of this 1059-nucleotide messenger RNA. Its product is annotated as biogenesis of lysosome-related organelles complex 1 subunit 4-like. The coding region runs from base 91 to 708 and encodes 205 amino acids. Gene Ontology annotation, cellular component: BLOC-1 complex. The record is from RefSeq and is a predicted model, not a curated record. Lineage: Eukaryota; Metazoa; Mollusca; Bivalvia; Venerida; Veneridae. The transcript is spliced from 5 exons.
UCUUCACUUGAAAACCACAAUUACUAACAAGGAAAUGAAUACUUGUCCGCAUUUCUUUACAAAAUAACAAGUAUUCUGCAGUAACUAAGUAUGUUGGACAAUCCACAGACAGAGGAAGAGAAUUUACAAGUGCUGCAGACAGAUUUGUAUGAACUGACAAAAGACUAUGGCCAGUAUUUACAGGUGGAUGCUUCAAAAGAGAGACAGGCUUUCUACAACAGUAUAGAAGAGAUGUUAACAAAACUGGAUGAGUUUGGUGGUUUAGUUGACACAAUCAGAAGUGACACAAGUUUAUGUGUAGAUAAAAAUGUUCGAGAGAUACAGGCAAAGUGUGCGGACAUGAAACAAAUUUUUACACGAAUUGACCAACUGGAGGCAUUUGUGCAAAUUGUACGUGAAGAUGUGAACAGUAUGGAAGAAUGUGUAAACAAGGCUGAGAAUGAAAUGGGAUCCUUUAGUAGCUUCAGGAAAAUGUUCUCCUCUUUAGUUGGUGGUAAGAAGUCGGGCCAGAAUAAGGAGGAAAGGACAGAGUUUGUUGCUCCAGAAAUAUUUGUAACAGAACAAUAUUUGCAUCCUGCAUCAAAUACUCAACAGAUAGAUCCUGAAGUACCAGAAGUCGAUAAAAGUCAAGACAUUCCAGAUCCUGUAAUGCCAGAAGUGGAUAAAAGUCAAGAUAUUCCAAAUGUUAAACCACCUGCAGACACUUAAGGAAAUUUGUCUCUUCUUGAAUAAAAGCUACUGUGAUUUUAAAAUUGAAAAUACUGAUAGGAAAAAAGUGUUAGAGUGUACAGUUACUGUAGGAAGAAAAACAACGGAUACAUAGUUGUAGUUAGUAAGUGAUAAAGGUAGAAAAUAUACACCAGGAUACCAAAUAAAUUAGAAAUGGAAAACUUAAAUAUCUUAAGUACCUUAAAUAGAAAUUAUAGGUACCACUACAGAAGCACGCUGUAGAGAAAUCACUUAGAAAACAAUUUGAAAAAAUUUAAUCUUUUAGCUCUUGUCUUAAUUUCAGAGCUUUUGGCAUUGUACUGUGAUUCUGAUUAUAUGUUUUAUGUUGUA